This is a messenger RNA of Vicia villosa (hairy vetch), 4710 nucleotides long. RefSeq lists its product as uncharacterized. Gene Ontology annotation, biological process: telomere maintenance; DNA repair. Lineage: Eukaryota; Viridiplantae; Streptophyta; Magnoliopsida; Fabales; Fabaceae. Gene Ontology annotation, molecular function: DNA helicase activity. Bases 1 to 4710 code for a protein of 1569 amino acids. The transcript has 8 exons. The record is from RefSeq and is a predicted model, not a curated record.
AUGGAACCAAACUCUACUUCAACAAGAAAUGCAACUGCAAAAAAUGCUAGAAGGCGAAGAAAGCUUAUUUUAGCUCAACGUCGACGCACGCGUAAAAAUUGGACAGGCAAGCUACCAACUGUCUUGCUACAAACAGCUCCAGUUCCCAUGGGUAAACAAACACAUGCGCAGAAUCCUACUAUAUUUGAAACUGGGCAAUCUUCUAAUUCUGCUUCUAUUGCUAGGAAGAGGAGGAAGAUCAUUUUGGAUAACAGGAACAAUGGUUGUAAUCACCCAAAUAAAGAAAAUUCACCCUUAGUCAAACAACCUGGAUUAGUCCCAACUCAUACACCAAAUUCACAUCAUCGUACCCCUCUAUCGGACAGCCUAUCUAACCAGUGCUUCACUGCCCCGUCCAAUACACUUAUACAUCGACAAUCACUCCAAAAAAGGAGGAGAACACUCCCCACUCAUGGCAAUAACCUACUGAGGCGUUUUGACCAAACCAGUCCACUGCCAUUUAACACUAACCAUGCUUCUACUUCCAAUGCAGGCAGCAAAACACUUAAUAGAACAUCGCAUGUUGACACCACUGCCAAUAACACGUUUGAUACGGACUCUAACUCUGAAGAUGAUGUGAACCUGGGGGAUUCUUCUUCUAAUGAUGAUGAAAGCCUCGAUAAUGAUGAUGUUGUCGACUCCCUUUUAGAACAGUACUCUGACAUAGGAGAUAGAGUUUGGGAUUGCCCAUUUUGUCAUGCAUCCAUGUGGUAUCAGGAACGCAGAGACAAAUCACGGCAUACGACUAUUCCUAAGUUUCACCGGUGUUGUCGGAGUGGAAAAGUUGUAUUGCCGUUACUUUUAAAUCCCCCCCCAUUGCUGCAGCGUCUACUACAUGAUAAAAAUGGCCCAGAGAGUAAGAACUACCAAAGCAACCUUCGCACUUAUAACGCCAUGUUUUCGUUUACUUUUCCAGGGAUGAAAUUUGACGACACCGUUGCACAUGGGGGAGGACCACCUACUUUACGACUUCACGGUCAAACAUGUCAUCGUAUAGGGACGUUGAUGCCGAAUGUUGGACAGCAUCCCCAAUAUGCUCAACUAUAUAUAUAUGACACCGACAAUGAAGUCGAUAACAGGAUGAAAUGCUUCGGGGACAGUGAUGUUCUCAGCAGGGAUAUUGUUCUUAAGUUAAAGGAUAUGUUGGAUGGAUGCAAUCCCCAUGCAAGGGCAUUUCGAAUGGCAAGAGAUCUUUUGAGAGGAAAUGAGUUCUUAGACUUGAAGAUACGACUAAUCAGUGAUAGGGCUGAAGAUGGCCGUGUAUACAAUACACCAACUGUGUCAGAGGUGGCUGCUCUGAUCGUUGGUGAUAUUGAUCCCACGACAGAGAGAGACAUCAUCGUCCAUGCACGCAAUGGCCAUUUGCAAAAAAUUACCGAAUUUCAUCCUGCUUACUUGGCCUAUCAAUACCCGCUCAUUUUUGUUUAUGGGGAGGAUGGAUAUAGGAAAAAUAUACUGCACAGGUAUGAACACGAAACUGAGGUUAACAGGAAGAACCGCCAAUCAAUCAAAGAUUGGCUGUGUUUUCGUUUGCAGGAGCGCAAAGCCGAGGCAAAGACAUUGCUUCACUCAAGACGGCUUUUUCAACAGUUCUUGGUCGAUGGGUUCGCAAUGAUGGAAUCAGAACGUCUCAGUUGGUUGAGGACUAACCAGUCCAAGUUACGAGUUGGAAAAUAUAAUCGGUUGAAUGAGCAAACUCGCGGGGCACAGGCGAACACAGCACCAAAGCGAGGAAAAAGGGUAGUUUUGCCAUCUACUUUUGUUGGGAGCAAGCGUUACAUGGACCAACUAUAUUUUGAUGGUAUGGCCAUUUCAAGUAAGUUGGGCUUCCCAGAUUUGUUUGUAACGUUUACUUGUAAUCCUGCUUGGCCUGAAAUAGAACGUGCAUUAUCUGGUACUAAUUUAAAGCCACAUGAUAGACCUGAUCUCAUAACCAAAGUUUUCAAAAUCAAAUUUGAUGAUCUCAUGACUGAUAUAACAAAACGGCACGUGCUCGGGAAGGUUAUUGCAUUUAUGUACACUAUUGAAUUUCAAAAACGAGGAUUGCCGCAUGCUCAUAUAUUGGUCUUCCUACACCCUCAAAGCAAAUAUCCGACACCAGCAGAUAUAGAUAAAAUCAUUUGUGCUGAAAUCCCAGACCCCACUUUACAUCCAACACUAUAUAAAUUGGUCUCCGCCCACAUGAUGCAUGGUCCGUGCGGUCCGUCGAGGAUGACUUCACGCUGCAUGAAAAAUAGAAAAUGCACCAAAUUCUUCCCCAAGCCCUUCCAAGAAGAUACUGUUGUUGAUGCGGAUGGCUAUCCCCUCUAUAGGAGGCGAUCAAAUACCCAUGUUAUCCAGAAAAAUGGUGUAUCUUUGGAUAAUCGACAUGUUGUACCUUACAAUACAAGAUUCCUCCUGAAAUACCAUGCUCAUAUUAACAUGGAGUGGUGUAACCAAAGCACAUCAAUCAAAUAUCUAUUCAAGUAUAUCCACAAAGGGUUUGAUAGAAUCGGAGCUACAAUUUCAACUUCUGGUAACGGCUCAGGAAACGACACAGAGCCUGUUGAUGAGAUCAAACAGUAUCUGGAUUGUAGAUAUGUGUCCCCGAGUGAGGCGUGUUGGAGAAUUUAUUCCUACAACAUUCAUGGCAGGAAACCGGCGGUCGAACGUAUGUAUUAUCAUUUAGUAGGUGAGCAGGCUGUUUACUACCCCGAUCAUGCAAGAAUGGAAAAUAUCUUGGAAAAAGCAAGUGUAACGGAGUCUAUGUUCACUGCUUGGUUUGUUGCUAAUGGGAAAUACGAGGAGGCACGGUCACUUACAUAUGGUCAGUUUGUGUCAAAAUUUGUUUAUGACAAAAAAACCAGAACAUGGAAACCGCGGAAAAAGGGGUUCACCAUUGGUCGUUUGAUCUGGGUUCCACCAACCACUGGAGAGUUGUUUUACUUACGACUGAUGUUGACCGUAGUGAAGGGACCACUAACUUACGAAGAAAUUCGCAAAGUAGGUGACACACAGUUUGAUACUUUUAGGGAUGCAUGCUUUGCAAUGGGAUUCCUAGAAGAUGACCGAGAAUACAUUCGGGCAAUACGGGAGGCCAGUGAAUGGGGGUCUGGCCAUUUCCUCCGCAAACUUUUUGUAGUGAUGCUUUUAUCCUCGGCUGUUAAUAGGCCUGCUCAUGUUUGGAACGAGACGUGGGAUCUACUAUCUGAAGGUCUGCUGCAUCAGCAAAGACAGUUGGCUCACAAUAAAGAUUUGGUGCUCACUGAAGAUCAGUUAAAGAAUUUGACUUUGACGGAAAUCGAGAAACUUCUGCAGGCAAAUCGAAGAAGCCUCAGCGACUUUAAACCAAUUCCAUAUCCUGAUGGAUACGUUCUACAACAAUUAGGGAACAGGUUGGUUUAUGACGAACGAAGUUACGAUGUGCCUACAAUGAGAACAGAAUUCACGUCGCUUUUCACAGCUCUGACAGACGAGCAAAGGUUAAUUUUUGAUAAAAUUAUGGCGUCUGUUAACGCGCAAAAGGGUGGUGUCUUUUUCCUACAUGGUUAUGGUGGAACCGGUAAGACUUACAUGUGGCGAACACUUGCAAGUGCAUUGAGGUCCAAACAUGAUAUUUGUCUUACCGUUGCAACAAGUGGAAUAGCUUCUUUGUUGUUGCCCGGUGGUAGAACUGCCCAUUCUAAAUUCAAGAUACCUGUUCCAACAAUGGACAAUUCAACGUGCAAUAUUGAAUAUAAUGAUGACGUCGCAGACCUCCUAAGGCAGACUAAGCUUAUCAUUUGGGAUGAAGCACCAAUGGCACACAAACAUGCUUUUGAAGCACUGGAUCGAACAUUGAAGGAUGUCAUGUCUACAUACAGUAAUUCAGAGGAGAUCUUUGGCGGUAAGGUAGUUGUUUUUGGUGGUGAUUUUAGACAGAUUUUGCCCGUUGUACCUAGAGGGAGUCGUUCGGAUAUUGUACAUUUUGCCAUAAAUGCUUCUUACAUAUGGCGGAAUGUUGAAGUCUUAACUUUAACGCAUAACAUGCGACUUCAAUCCGGCCCAGAUGAAGCAGGAAAAAAGGAAAUUGCCGACUUCUCAAAAUGGCUGUUGCAAAUUGGUGAAGGCAAACUUUCCGAGCCAAAUGAUGGAUUUGCGGAUAUUCAACUGCCAAAAGAACUUUUGAUCACGGAUUACACAGACCCAAUUGUUGCUAUCGUAAAUAGUACUUAUCCUGAUUUUAUCGAAAACUACCAAUCUAACGACUACUUAAAGAGUAAGGCGAUACUUGCUUCUACAUUGGAAGUUGUCGAUCAAAUAAACAAUCACGUCCUUGAUCUGAUGCCAGGGGAAACCAAGGAUUACUACAGCUCAAAUACCGUCGAUAGGUCAGAAAUUCAUGACACCAAUGUAGUCGAUAUACUCACACCGGAGUUUCUCAGUUCAUUAACCACUUCGGGUUUGCCUAACCAUCUCAUUAGGUUGAAGGUAGGAACACCUGUUAUGCUUAUGCGUAACAUAGACCAGUCUGAGGGUUUGUGUAACGGAACUAGGGUAAUGAUAACUAGGAUGGCAAACCACGUCAUAGAGGCUAAAAUAAUGGCGGGUCACUACAAGGAAAAACAUGCAGUAGCUUGGAAUGAGACGCAGUGCAUCCGUGACCUACACCAUGAUUCUACUGGUGGAUUACGUGAAUUUUCAAUUGGUUGA